Messenger RNA from Pseudoliparis swirei, 1690 nucleotides. RefSeq lists its product as uncharacterized. The record is from RefSeq and is a predicted model, not a curated record. Gene Ontology annotation, molecular function: calcium ion binding. Lineage: Eukaryota; Metazoa; Chordata; Actinopteri; Perciformes; Liparidae. The coding region runs from base 803 to 1690 and encodes 295 amino acids. The transcript is spliced from 3 exons.
GUCCAUAGGAGCAGGUAGAGCGCCCCCUGCAGGAGGAGGGUCAGCUCCACGACAACAGACUCCAGAGGAGAAGAACAUCUCCGCAUGUUCACUGAACCUCAAUGAAGUCAGACAGUGUUCUGCCGAGCCCGGAGAGACAUGGAGUGAUGACUGUUCUGCAGCUUGAAGAGACGUGUCGUGACUGGUGAAUGUGGUUUAUUAUAACUUAAGAGAAGUGAUGCACUACCAACGCAAACACACGGGAGAGAUGUGUCCCCGGGGGGAUGUUUACGAGGGCUACGUGCUUCACGUGGCGAGAGUCGCGUGUUGACGCGACUCUCUCCCCAAACGGCUCUGCCUCCUGCCUCAACGUAACUCCUCCAGCCAAUCAGAGGAGAGCGCGUCAUAGCGUGUGUCCGUUGAGCUCGCUGACGGAGUGUUUGUCUUCAGUCGGUUAUCGCGUUUAAAACACAAACGGUCUUUGAAACGGACUUUAUAAUCACUUAAUAUCCACAAGCUGUGAAUAAACUCAACGUCCGAUGCUGUGAAGUCUUUCUUACCGCCGCGGAACGUUUCACCGGCAUCCUCCACGCCGUUAGCUUUUAAACAAGCUAAGCUAGUUAGCUUCGCUCAUUAUCCAAGUUUAAAUAUAUAGAGGAACUAUUUUAUUCUCAAGUGAACUCCGCACAUGUGUUUGUGGUGAAACGUGUGGUUCGUGACCGGCUUCUGGUGGCGUUCAGUGCGGCUGGAGGGGUCAAUGUGACGUGGAGUCUGGCUCCAGGUGGACCCGCAUGACCCCAUGAAACACCUGCACGGCUCGUAGAUGCCUCCUCUGCUCAGCGACGUCACCUGCCAGUGCCAACCCGGCGAGACCGACCGAGGGACCCACCGAGGGACCGACCGAGGGACCGACCGAGGGACCGACCGAGGGACCCACCGAGGGACCGACCGAGGGACCCACCGAGGGACCGACCGAGGGACCCACCGAGGGACCGACCGAGGGACCCACCGAGGGACCGACCGAGAGACCGACCGAGGGACCCACCGAGGGACCGACCGAGGGACCGACCGAGAGACCGACCGAGAGACCCACCGAGGGACCGACCGAGGGACCCACCGAGGGACCGACCGAGGGACCGACCGAGGGACCCACCGAGGGACCGACCGAGGGACCCACCGAGGGACCCACCGAGGGACCCACCGAGGGACCGACCGAGGGACCCACCGAGGGACCGACCGAGGGACCCACCGAGGGACCGACCGAGGGACCCACCGAGGAACCGACCGAGGGACCGACCGAGGACCCACCGAGGGUCCGACCGAGGGACCCACCGAGGGACCGACGAGGACCGACCGAGGGACCCACCGAGGAACCGACCGAGAGACCGACCGAGGAACCGACCGAGAGACCGACCGAGGGACCCACCGAGGGACCGACCGAGGGACCCACCGAGGCGCUGGAGGUGGGCACGCCGAAGAACCCCCCUCAGGGGCCCCUUCAUCAGAACCCGUCUCUGCGGGUCGCCCCGCGGACCCCGGCCCGCCAGCGCGUCCAUGUGACACAUGCGGAGGCCCCGAGGAGCACCGGCUGAAGGGGCUGUUCCAGGUCCUGGAUGUGAACGGGGACGGAGGCAUCUGCGUCAACGACCUGAGCAUCGGGCUGAAGAGGCUCGGCGUGCAUCGCACGGAACACGAGCUCAUGUGUGAAUGA